UGGCAAAAGUGAAUGGGAACUAGUCGGCUGGAAUCUCCGCUCUGCAUGUGAGAUACAAGCUCAGCCAAGGGCGCCCGGGAAACAGGAGAGGACUUAACUAUCCCCAAUAAGUCUGCUGUAUCAGGCCAGGAUCUGCAGGGAUUACACCGGGAGAGCUUCAGCACAGCCUUUUGUCACUUUGUGCUGCCUCAUGGAUUUCAACCUUCUGACUGACUCGGAGGCUCGUAGUCCUGCCCUUUCUCUGUCCGAUUCUGGAACACCUCAACAUGAUCACAGCUGCAAGGGGCAAGAGCACAGUGACACAGAAAAAUCCCAGCAAAACCAAACAGAUGAUUCAAACCCUGAAGAUGGUUCACUGAAGAAGAAACAAAGAAGACAGAGAACACACUUUACUAGCCAGCAGCUACAAGAACUGGAGGCCACUUUUCAGAGGAACCGAUAUCCAGACAUGAGCACCAGGGAGGAGAUAGCAGUGUGGACCAACCUUACUGAGGCCAGAGUCAGGGUGUGGUUCAAAAACCGGAGAGCUAAGUGGAGGAAACGAGAAAGGAAUCAGCAAGCUGAACUCUGCAAAAAUAGCUUUGGAGCCCAGUUUAACGGACUCAUGCAGCCCUAUGAUGAUAUGUAUUCUGGAUACUCCUAUAACAACUGGGCCACCAAAGGCCUUGCAACGAGUCCCCUUUCUGCCAAGAGUUUUCCAUUUUUUAACUCCAUGAAUGUAAGUCCUCUGUCAUCCCAACCAAUGUUCUCACCACCCAACUCAAUUGCAUCUAUGACCAUGCCUUCAUCUAUGGUUCCUUCAGCAGUGACUGGAGUUCCAGGCUCUAGCCUUAACAAUUUGGGAAAUAUUAACAACCUUAAUAGUCCCAGCCUCAAUUCUGCUGUUUCAGCUAGUGCCUGUCCCUAUGCCUCUACGGCUAGUCCCUAUAUGUACAGGGACACUUGCAAUUCAAGCUUGGCGAGUUUGAGGCUGAAAGCUAAGCAACAUGCCAACUUUACAUACCCAGCAGUACAGACUCCGGCUUCCAACUUGAGCCCUUGUCAGUAUGCUGUGGACCGGCCAGUAUGAAGGACCACAUGCCAAAGACUUGAUGGUAGCCAUAAAAGAGAAGACCUAAUUGCCCUGCAGGAGCGGCCUUUGAAAGAAUAGGCAAGAAAUCAUUUCCAUUUUUAAAGUGAGAGAUAACACUGCAGACUGUAUUUUUUUGGUUCGAGCGGACAUUCUAUAUGCAUACUUCAUGAGGAAGACAAUGUUUUCAAUCCAAAGAAAACUGAAUUCCAUGGUCAUGAAUAGUCUUGCUUUUGUAAGGCAAGCUGUUUAAUUGUUGUGGUUUUUAUUGAGGCUCCCAGCCUAUGUACAAUUGACUAAACCCAGAGACAUGUAAUAUGUAUAGGUCACUUGAAUGCAAAGGAGAUCAACAACUACUUAUUUAUCAUAAGGAUGACCCAAAUAUACAAAAAUCAAUGAACUAUACUACAGACAUGUGCAUGACCGUUAAAGUUGUCUAACCUGCGGCCACACAUGUAAUCUAUGGAAGUAGGAUGUAUAUAUAUUAUAAAAAUAUAAAAGGAACCUUUUUUCUUGUUUUGUAUGUGGAAUAAUCUAUAAAAUAGAAUUAAAACAUAACAUGCUUUUCCCAGGUGGAGCAGAUUGCAUGGCCACAUACCAUAUAUUUUGCUUCAAACCUGCUCGGGAUUACUUUGAAGGUGUAACUUUUAACAAUGGUCAUUUCUUUUUCAAAGAAUUUCAGUGCCCCCAUCCCUUUUCUUCUUUCCCAGUUCCAUUUGAAAGGCAA
Hyla sarda is the source of this 1796-nucleotide messenger RNA. It is a transcript of the gene PITX3, whose product is annotated as paired like homeodomain 3. NCBI's taxonomy places the organism in Eukaryota, Metazoa, Chordata, Amphibia, Anura, Hylidae. Gene Ontology annotation, molecular function: RNA polymerase II cis-regulatory region sequence-specific DNA binding; DNA-binding transcription factor activity, RNA polymerase II-specific. Gene Ontology annotation, biological process: regulation of transcription by RNA polymerase II; anatomical structure morphogenesis. The transcript has 4 exons. The coding region runs from base 191 to 1069 and encodes 292 amino acids. The record is from RefSeq and is a predicted model, not a curated record. Gene Ontology annotation, cellular component: nucleus.